AUGACGUCUCAUCAACUUGCCAUCGCGAAAGCUUCGUUUUCUGUCGGACUCCUUCGACCAGACCCGGUGGUGGUUACCCGCGAAGAAAUAGGUCGUUUUCACUCACUCUUGAAAGCUGUCACUAUAAAAUGCUCGUCUGAAAAUGUCCAGAAAUGCAAGCAAUGGAUACUGGAAAAUAUAUUUCAAUCUGCAGCAAGGUCAUCCGCCUUGGGGAAAUAUCUUACCACUUUUACAGCGUCUCUCGGUACCUCAGAAGGAAAGAAAGAACCUGGACUAGAACGCGAGCCGUCUGUAAGAAGGCAGCGCCUCCAUCUUACCUACCUUGUGAACGACCUCCUCUAUCAUGGCAAAUAUCGUGGCAAUGAUGCGUCAAUUUGCAGUAAGAUACAACCAAUGCUCAUGAGUUUAUUUGGUAGUUGCGCAUCUUUCAGAGGAUACCCCAAACACAACCGCAAAAUCCUUGACUUGCUAGAUUUGUGGACGGAUAAAGACUACUACUCACCAGACUUUAUCGAUAGGCUCCGCGAGACUGUUGCUAAUGCUCAAGAGGCGGGACAGCACAUUGAAGCUUCGACAGAUCCAGCUAGUAAAAUAGAUGGAAACUUGCGAUCAAAAUCGACACCCUACGUUAUGCCUGCAAGCCACGGUGAUCCGAUGACUCCAUGGUAUGAUCUACCAGCCGGAAAUCUAAUGCCACAUAUCGUCCCUAACUCAACUCGACCCAUUAAUCCUGACUUAAUAAAGCCUCUUCGAUUUUUGGCGGGACCUGCCGAUGAGAUUUUGGUACAGGCUGUCAAAAAUUUGCUAGAUGACGUUGAAAUUAUUUUUGGCAAGGAAUUAGAUCAUGAAGAUAAGAUACCAAACGAUGUUGACGAGCUUGGCCAAAUUAUUAUCAUUGACGAAAUUACUGGGGAUGUUAUUGAUGGGGAAGGCUAUUAUGGAUGGUCUCGUAAAUUUUGUGAGAAAAUGAAGAAUCGAAAGAAUGGAUUUGGUUCAACGAGAAACGACCAAGGUCGCGACUACGAGAGAAAUAGAAGUUCAAGUCCUGAAGUCAGAAAGAGAAGAUACAGUAGUUCCGAUGAAAGCCCUGACAACUCCCGGAGACGUCGUCGCCAGUCUUACAGCUCGUCUCGAUCGAUGUCUCCCGUGGAACGCCGAAACGAAAAUUCUCAGAUGGGAUUAAGCAGUAAAAGUAGGAGCAGGUCUAGAAGUUUGUCAGUGGAAGAAACUUCAAAUAUGACGAUACAGAGUGAUGGUGCUCCUUGUCAGCCACAAAUUACUCAGAACCUAUUCCCCCAAAACCAUGGCGUUAAUGCAAACUUCCCGCCAUUUAUCCCUCCCUCAUUCCAGAAUGCUCCUUUCAGCGUCCCAAACCAACAAUAUGGGUUCAGUCAACCCCCUCGGCAACUCCCACAAAAUCAAAUUUCAGCAAAUUGGCCUACUCCAUCGCCUGGAAACCUGGCAUCUAACUUUCACACACCUCAAUUAGGUCAGCUUCACCAACAGCCAAACCAAAACCCCCAAUAUGGACCCUCUGGCUGGCAAAGAAAUUACGGAAAUUCUUACGGUAGAAACAGUGCUUACAGGGGAGGGCGUGGAGGACAUCGGGGCCGAGGUUGGUGA
Messenger RNA from Blumeria graminis f. sp. triticale, 1623 nucleotides. Lineage: Eukaryota; Fungi; Ascomycota; Leotiomycetes; Helotiales; Erysiphaceae. The record is from the annotation of a GenBank genome assembly.